AUGUCUUCCAUGCCUUCUUCUCUCUUCCCUUUUCAAAAAGUUAUUCAUCCGUUUGAUGCUUUUCUCGUGUUCGAUCCAAAUGUUAAUCACCUCCACUUGCACUUCCGGUCAGCGUUACGCCUCACGUGUCCUCUCACGGACGUUAUCCUUUGUGGCACGUAUUUCAUAAUUUCUCUCUUUCUCUUCUUUUCUCUAAACGUUGCGCUAUUUCAAUCUAUCUGCAUAUCUGUUUCUCUCUCUCUGUCUCUCUGUCUCUCUCUCUCUCUCCGUCUGUUCAUCUCUUUUUCUCUUUCUUUCUAUAACUACCAUUUCUGUUCCUAUCUAUCCAUAUUUAUCUGUUGUUGUUUUUUUUUCUCACUCUGCUCAUAUCUACACUGUCUCAUUCUCUCUCAUUCUAUUCCUAUCUAUCUAUCUAUCUAUCUAUCUAUCUAUCUAUCUAUUUAUUUCAACCCGUUCAUGUCUAUCUAUCUCAGGAUCCUCAGCAUAUUUCUAUCUAUCUAUCUAUCUAUCUAUCUAUCUAUCUAUCUAUCUAUCUAUCUCAGUCAAUUCAUGUCUAUCUCAGGAUGGUCACCAGCGACCAAUAUGAAAGCAAUUCUUCUUUGUACAUAA
Acanthosepion pharaonis is the source of this 609-nucleotide messenger RNA. The record is from the annotation of a GenBank genome assembly. Lineage: Eukaryota; Metazoa; Mollusca; Cephalopoda; Sepiida; Sepiidae.